AUGGAGGGAAACACAGAAAGCCGCUCUUGGAAAGAAGAUUCCAGCGAAGGAGUGCUAAUAUGCACGUACGCCAUCACGGACCCUGAGUUUCCAUACAGCAUAGACAAGAUAAGGCUGAGAUACAGCUAUAAACAGGACACAGUGGCUCUACUGGACAUAGAUAACAAAAAAAUAUGCAUGAAUGUGUCUGUGGGGUACAUCCGAGUGAGAGAUAAAAUGUCGCAUGAAGAGUACGGAGAGAUGGUGUUCCGCCAAAUAGAGAAUAUUCUUGCUGGGAAACCUGUGGAAACUGUCAAAGCAGAAGAAGCUAAAAAAGAAACAGUAGUUCUGGAUCUGACAGACAGCCCCAUUCGAGAGGGAAACUACAUUCUAUUCACAUACGCAUCUAGCAACAUUCAGGCCUUCAAAAUAAAUACAAUAUCACUCUCUUUGUUCUGCAAACGUUGUAACACUCUGAACGUAAAGAGCAUCGGAGAGGGUGGCUCUGACAUAAAGAAAAACACAAAAACAAGAUUUGACUGCGUUAAAUGCACCGUGCAGCUAAGUGUAGACAGCGCAUUUCACUUGGUUAUUCCAAGCGGUGGCAAUACAAAUAACCUUAUGCGGCUAGAGUACACGGGAGUAUACAAUGUAAGCAUUCGAGAAGUAAGCCUAAACUGUCUGUGCAGUGAGUGCAGCGCAUCCCAGGUGCUUCAGCUUGAUAAAAAGACGCCCUGCUCCUGCGGGUGCAUUUUGGAAAUGCGAAAAGAUAAGGCCAAGCCGUUACAGGAAAUUAUUUCGCAAAGCUCGGUACCACUGGCGAAGAUGCCCCUCAGAGGAGAUGUGAAUGCGCUUCUAAAAACAGGAGGUACGUGCGAGCACUACAAAAAGUCCAGCAGAAUAUUUAUCUUUCCGUGCUGCAAUGGAAGAUAUGCAUGCGAUAUUUGCCACAAUAAGCAUGAAUCGCAUGCAGCUGUGCGUGCUAGCAGAAUGAUAUGCGGGAAGUGCGGGGUGGAGAGUCCUGUGAGCCCUGUGUGCGGAAGCAGUGUGUGUAAAGCAGCUCUCACUGGGAAGGCAUCUUCUUUCUGGGAAGGCGGGAAGGGCUCUCGUAAUAAGAUCACAAUGUCCAGAAAAGACUCUAAAAAGUACUCAAAGUGA
This is a messenger RNA of Nematocida minor, 1137 nucleotides long. RefSeq lists its product as uncharacterized. Gene Ontology annotation, molecular function: zinc ion binding. Lineage: Eukaryota; Fungi; Microsporidia. The transcript has a single exon. The coding region runs from base 1 to 1137 and encodes 378 amino acids. The record is from RefSeq and is a predicted model, not a curated record.